Schistosoma bovis is the source of this 2697-nucleotide messenger RNA. The record is from the annotation of a GenBank genome assembly. NCBI's taxonomy places the organism in Eukaryota, Metazoa, Platyhelminthes, Trematoda, Strigeidida, Schistosomatidae.
GUACUACUACUAAUAGUUCUAGUAAAACUAUUACCACUACUACUAGUACUACUACUAUUAGUACUACUAUUGUUUGUACUGCUACUGCCAGUAAUACUAAUACUAGUACUAGUAUUAUAAGUACUAUUAAUACUAGUACUACUACUAAGAUUAAUAUUACUUCUAUUACUACUACAACUAGUACUACAACUACGAGUAUUACUACUAAUAUUAAUACUAAUACUAGUACUACUAUUACUUGUAAUAAUACUACUAAUACUACCACUCCUUGUACGACUACUACUAGUACUACUAAUACCAGUAAUACUAAUAUUAGUACUACUAAUAAUUGUUCAACUUCUACUAGUACUUGUACUACUAACACUAAUUCUAUUAGUACUAAUAUUACUAGUAAUACUACUACUACUACUACCAUUACUUGUACGACAACUACUAGUAUUGCUUAUACUAGUAGAACUACUUCUAGUAAUACUACUACUAGUACUACUACUACUAGUACUAAUAUUACUAUUACCACCACUAAUUGUACGACAACUACUAGUUCUACAACCAGUAAUAAUAAUAAUAGUACUACUACUGCUAGUACUACUACUUGUAGUACUACUACUACUAGUAAUAUUACUAAUAGUACUACUACUACUAGUAUUAAAUUUAAUUGUAAGAAAACUAUUAGUAAUACUACUAUCAGUAAUACUACUACAAGUAUUACAAAUACAAGUACUACUACUACUAGUACUACUACUACUAGUAAUAUUGCUACCAGUACUACUACAUCUAGUACAAUUACUACGAGUAUUACUACUAAUACUGGUACUAUAACUACUAGUAAUAAUACUACUAAUACUACCACUACUUGUACGACAAUUACUGGUACUACUACUAAUAGUAAUACUACUGCUAGUACUAUUAAUACUGCUACUACUAAUAAUUGUUCUACUACUACUAGUACUACUACUACUAUUACUAAUACUGCUAGUACAACCACUAAUUGUACGACAACUACUAGUACUACUACCAGUUAUACUACUACUAGUACUAAUACUAAUGGUACUACUUCAAAUAGUUCUACUACUACAGCUAUUACUAGUAUUACUAAUACCAGUACUACUACUAAUAGUAUUACUACUACUAGUCGUACUACUAUUAGUCGUACUACUACCAGUACUACUACUACUACUACUACUAGUACUAUUACUACUACUACUAGUACUAAUACUACUAGUAACACCACUACUAGUACUAUUACUAUUACUAUUAUUACUAGUACUGCUACUGCUAGUAAUAAUACUAGUAGUACUACUACUAGUUAUACUACUACGAGUAUCACUACUAAUAGUAAUAAUUAUGCUAGUACUAUUACUACUAGUAAUAAUACUACUAUUACUGGCACUCCUUGUACGACAAUUACUAAUAUUACUACUACCAGUAAUACUACUACUUGUACUAUUACUACUGGUACUACUAAUAAUUGUUCCACUACUACUAGUACUACUACUACUACUGCUACUACUAGAACUACUACUACUAGUGCUAAUACUACUAGUAGCACCACUAAUUGUACGACAACUACUAGUAUUACUACCAGUAAUACUACUACUAAUAAUAAUACUAAUGGUACUACUUCAAAUAUUUCUACUACUACUGGUAAGGCUGCUACUCGUACUAAUACUAUUAGUACAACUACUACUAGUACUACUACUACCAGUAAUAAUACUACUAGUGCUGGUACUACAAGUAUUAUGACUACUAUUACUACUUAUACUACUGGUAAUACUACUCCUCGUUCUACAACUACUAAUACUACUACUAUUAGUACUACUACUACUAGUACUGCUAAUUCUCGUACUAAUAUUACUUGUACGAAAACUACUAUUAAUACUACUACCAGUAAUACUACUACUAGUGCUACUACUACAAGUAAGAAUACUGCCAGUACUAUUACUACUAGUACUACAACUACUACUAAUACUAUUCCUCGUUCUAAUACUAAUAGUACUAAUACAAAUACUACUAAUAAUAUUAGUUCUACUCUUACUAGUACUAUUACUACUUGUACUAGUACUAGUAGUACUAUCACAACUUGUACGAAAUGUUCUAUUUUUAGGACUACCAGUAAUACUACUACUAGUACUACUAAUAAUAGUACUACUACUACAAUUACAACUAUUACUAGUAUUACUACUAAUAGUACUACUACUACUAGUAAUACUACUACCAGUAUUACUACUAAUGGUACUAAUUCAAAUAGUUCUACAACUAAUGGUAAUGCUACUACUCGUACUAAUACUAUUAGUACAACUACUACUAGUACUACCACUACCAGUAAUAAUACUAAUAGUACUAGUACUACAUGUAUUAUUACUACUAUUACUACUACUACUGGUAAUACUAUUCCUCGUUCUACAACUACUAAUACUACUACUAUUAGUACUACUACUACAAGUACUACUAAUUCUCGUACUAAUAUUAUUUGUACGACAACUACUACUGAUACUACUACUAGUAAUUCUACUACUUAUACUACUACUAAAAGUACUAAUACUACUAGUACUAUUACUACUAGUACUACUACUACUAGUAAUACUACUACUAGUACUACCACUAUUUUUACGACAACUACUAAUAAUAUUAUUACCAGUAAUACUACUAAUAGUACUACUACUACUAGUACUACUAGUACUAGUAUUACUAACACUA